Messenger RNA from Durusdinium trenchii, 2190 nucleotides. NCBI's taxonomy places the organism in Eukaryota, Dinophyceae, Suessiales, Symbiodiniaceae. The record is from the annotation of a GenBank genome assembly.
AUGCUGAAGGACUUCAACUUCAGCCGGGAGGAGGUCCACACCAUGGAGGGUUAUGAGAUUGAACUCAAAGGCAAAUAUCCGGAGCAUCCGCCCAGUUGGAGCGAUCCCUUCACGGUGGAAGUCUCCUCCAAGGUGAGUAUGGGCUUAGUGCUAAAGAGCCUCACCAGCAAUCACCGCGAAUUGGUGGAGGUCAUGGCCAAGAACCAGCUGGAAGGUCGGAAGGAAGGGAUCUCCAUGCCAGACCUUUUGGUGGUGGCAGAAGAUCGCAUGAUCGCCAACAACUUGACGAAGUUGAGGCGGUUGCUGAACGAGCUGACUGAUCACGACAUCGUAGUGCAGAGGCAAGGUCAUGAUGGCAGCACCGUGUAUGCGUUGGUGGCCAAGGACCCACUCUUGAGGCGACUGGCACAGGGCGAGAUGCCGUGUGACGGUGAGGCCGACAAGGAUGAGGACGAUGAUGAGGCCCCGUCCUCGAUCGAGUGGCCAGAGCUGGCCAGAGCGAUCUAUCGAAGCCUCCCGCAUCUCGAUCGAGAGAACGACGCCAACCGCUGCCGCCGCGACCACAACGACGUCGGUUCUUCGUUUCUCAUGCGCCGCAUACAGAAAGUGGCGAGCCAUGUGACGCCGGAGCCUUGCCGAGGCCAAGGCAAGGGCGAGGUCGUGGUGACCCUCAUUGCAGCUGGCAACAGCGGCCAUGUCUGUGCCGCUUUGAUCGAUGGCAACACCCAAGGCCGGGUGAAGGUGCAGUUGCUCACCUCGCGACCGGAGCUCUUCCAAAGCCUUCGACCGAAGGUGCGCUUUCCCAACGGCGAGAUGCAGGAGGGUCUCCUCUAUCGCGUGUCCAGAAAUCCGGCAGAGCUCAUCCCCAAUUCGGACAUCGUCCUGUGGACGGGUCCCGUCACCAGCACCAAGGAGGUCUUUGAGAAGUUGCAACCAUACUUCGAUGCUCGAAGGACCUGUAUUGGCACCAUCUUUGCACAAGGGCUGGUGCACGUCUCGGCGCAACGGAUCUUCGGGCCCCACGUGCGCUUCUUCGCCCUCCGCAACAUCCCCUGGCUCUGCCGGGUGGUGAAGGCAGGGGAGGAGAGCGCCAUCAGCGGUGCCAAGAGUGCCAUCGGCGUCAUGACCUGCAAUCUCAGCGAAGAGUGGGUGAAGCGUGAGUUGGAGCCUCUCUUCGUGGUGCAGAAGUGUGGAAAGAGGGAGCCCACCCUGGAGCUCCUCCCCGACUUCUGCCCAGUGGUCUUCAAUCCAGCGAAUCAAAUCAUUCAUCCGGCCAGGUACUGGGCCAUGUUCCGCAACUGGCGAGGGGUGCCCCUAUCCAAAGAGGAGGAGCCGCCGGAAUGGCUGUAUCGGGACAUGGAUGAAACUGCCGGGCAAGUGCUGGUGGUCUUGGACGAGGAGCUGCAAGCCUUGAAAGAUGCCUAUUACCAGGCGACGGGUGCCGAAGGAUGUCACCAUGUCAUCCCCUUGGCCACACGGCUCCUCGAGCAAUAUGGCGAUCAAAUCGCCGACCAGUCCACCAUGGCGAAAAUGGUGGGCACCAACAAGGCCUACUCCAUGGCCAGGACUCCCGUGCUGCGUACCAUGCAGGGCGUGAUGCCACACCCCAACCACCGGGUGGUCACGGACGACAUUGGUUGGGGUCUUUGUGUCUUGGUCUCCAUCGCCGAGCGCUUGCAGGACUUCGGCGUGCAGACGCCCACCACGAUGAUGCGGAUGCUCAUCGAGUGGCAUCAAAAGAUCAUGAAGAAGGAGUAUCUCUACAACGGCCGGCUCCGGGGCCGCGACUGUGCCGAGCUGGUGCUCCUGGGCCCGGGCGAUGAGCUCUCCAUGGUGGCCAAGGGCGUGGAGUCCGAGAGCGGUGGUGACUGGAUCUCCAAGGCGGACGGCCAGGCCUCAGAACCUCGAUACGGGAACCCUUGAGGCGACCAGGCUCUCGAGCGCUUCCCCUGGGGGGUGCUGGAUGAGUGGAGAUCCGGGAACCCCCCGCCGCGUCGGUCGCGGGAGGAGCCGCCAGGACCGCCGCCUGAGAGGUGCGGUUUUCGCUUUUGAGAAUCCAGCAGCCACAAUUCACUAGCAGCUCCUCCACGAAGAUUCUCCGGCUGGUUGACUGACAUUUUCCGCAGUUGAGGGGCGAAUUCCUCGAGUUGCUUCCGCUGCCUAAUUCAGAGAAGGCAUGCGAAGACUCUU